This is a messenger RNA of Paralichthys olivaceus (Japanese flounder), 1579 nucleotides long. Lineage: Eukaryota; Metazoa; Chordata; Actinopteri; Pleuronectiformes; Paralichthyidae. The record is from RefSeq and is a predicted model, not a curated record.
AUGGGGCCUUUGGCAGGUUUUCAUCUGAGCGGCACAGUGACGGACCCCGCCACACCCGCUUCCCCAGAGCUUGUGUGCAGCGUGAGCGUCAGCUUCGACCGCUGCAAGAUCACGGCGGUAACAUGCACCUGCGGCAACAAAGACAUCUUCUACUGUGCCCAUGUAGUGGCGCUGUCGCUUUACAGAGUACGGAAGCCCGAGCAGGUCAAACUGCACCUGCCCAUCUCAGAGACGUUGUUUCAGAUGAGCAGAGACCAGCUGCAGAAGUUUGUCCAGUAUCUGAUCUCAGUCCACCACACAGAGGUGCUGCCCACGGCACAGAAACUGGCAGACGAGAUUCUGUCACAGAACUCGGAGAUCAACCAGGUUCAUGGGGCCCCGGACCCCACAGCGGGAGCCAGUGUGGACGACGAGAACUGCUGGCACCUGGACGAGGAGCAGGUUCAGGAGCAAGUCAAGCUUUUCCUUUCCCAGGGAGGAUACCACGGCUCCGGCAAGCAGCUCAACCUGCUCUUCAGCAAGGUGAGGGAGAUGCUGAAGAUGCGUGACUCCAAUGGAGCGAGGAUGUUAACACUGAUCACAGAACAGUUCAUGGCCGACCCUCGGCUGGCGCUGUGGAGACAGCAGGGCACCACCAUGACCGACAAGUACAGACAGCUCUGGGAUGAGCUUGGUGCCCUGUGGAUGUGCAUCGUACUGAACCCCCACUGUAAACCGGAGCAGAAGUCAUCGUGGCUGCGCCAGCUGCGCAGAUGGAACAGCGUGGACGUCUGCCCCUGGGAGGACGGUAACCAUGGCAACGAGCUGCCCAACCUCACCCACUCACUCCCUCAGGGUGCCCAUGGCAACCAAGAGAUGCGGCCCCACAGGACGGUGUUCACACGGGCCAUCGAAGCCUGUGACCUGCACUGGCAGGACCGACACCUCCAGCACAUUAUCGCCAGUGACCUCUAUGCCAACUACUGUUACCAUGACAACCAGGAGGGUUCCCUCUUUGACUCUCGUGGCUGGCCCCUGUGGCACGAACAUGUCCCAACGGCCUGUGCCAGAGUGGAUGCUCUGCGUUCACAUGGUUACCCAAGAGAAGCCCUCCGAUUGGCCAUCGCCGUGGUGAACACAUUACGACGGCAACAGCAGAGGCAGCUGGAGCACUUCCGUCGGCACAAGAAAGAGAUCCUCCAUAAAGGCCACACCUCCAUAACAAACAUGGAGGGCUGGGUGGGACACCCCCUGGAUCCCAUCGGUACCCUGUUCAGCACCCUGACGGAGUCGGGACGAGCAGGAGAGGAGGGCUCCAACACCUGCUUAGACCUCUCAGACUGCUCCAGUGUUGUAAGCCGAGCAGAACUCCAGCGUAUGCCCGUGCAGCGAUUGCUGGGAGACGGUGAAUCGUACGUGGCUCUCGCAGUGGAGACGGCUCUGAUUGGCUUGGGCCAGCAGCGGGUGAUGCCCGACGGACUGUAUGCGCAAGAAAAGGUCUGUCGCAACGAAGAGCAGCUAUUGGCCAAGCUGCAAGAAGUGGAACUGGACGAAACCCUGGUCAAAAUCUUCCGUAAACAGGCCGUCUUUCUGCUGGAGG